UGGCGACUGAGUGGCCGGUACGAGCUGAUGAUUGGCCGCGGAGCUGGGAUCCUAAGCCGCUCCGGGUCUAGCGGCGUCGUUUCUGGGGGCGGAAAGGGGGAUUAGUCAUUGGUGCCAUGGGCUCAGCGAGCUUUCCGGUCUUGGCGCGCCAUUCCGCUUUUGGGGCUCUUCGUUCUGGACCGCCCUUUCCCUUUCUCGUCGGCCGCCACCGCCGCCUGCUGUUUUCUGUUGUUUACUGCUGUUUUUUGCUGCUCUUGCCGAUUGUUUCUUUUUCUUUUUCUUUUUCUUUUUUUUUUUUUGGAUAUUGCCCUAUCUGUUAAGGAAAGAUCAGUCGGAUCCCCCCACGAGUCUCGCAUCGCUUCCUUCCUCUUGCUACUUACCCGCGCCCGCUUUCUGCCAGAUCAGGCAGUCAAUGCUCAUCAUCCCCCAGUCCUGGUCUCGGUCUUUUUGUCCUUUAAGCGAUCUUCUGAACGCUUAAAAUUAAUCUCAUCUCGCCAGAUCUGCCCAGUUCCGCCCAGCGCUACUUGCACACUUCCUAUGCAGCCAUGGCCACGCCCAUGCAACCAUGCGAUGAAUCCCUGGAAACGUUGACCGCCAUGGUCAACCAGACGCUUAUCGAGACCGGUCGAUUCUUUCGAACCUGCGGGUCGCUUCAGUCCCGAACCCAGCUGAAGAGGAAUUUCCCCGCCGUUCACGAACAGUAUCAAUCCGCACUCGAUGACCUGUCCGAACAGAUCUUCAUCGCAAAGGCGUUUCUCGAAAAGGACUAUGAAGCUAUCGUGUUGAGAAAGUCAACGUUACGGGCUUCCAAGCCUCUGGCCACUACUCAGGAAGAGAAGACAAAGGAUGUGCAGAUGGAGGACACCGAUGAGCAACGCCGAGAUGAUGUCACCAUGAAAGUUGAGUCGAAAUCUCCGGCGCAACCCACCGUUCCAACCACGCAGCCUCUCUCAACAAGCACGCCCCCCGCACCGCCCGAUUCGGCUCCAGAUCAGAAUCUCCUGUCUACCGCUCCUCCUACCACCGCGGACACGGCGCUUGCCCUACCGGCAACGGCUCCGGCGCUCCAGCCACCUUCCGUCGAGGAAAAGAACCCUGCCGGUGCCCCACCGGAAGCAGAUCCUGAAAGCACCCCCGCGAACAUCAGCCAUAUAGACCUAACGGAGGAGAUGGGUGCACCGGAAGGCCCACUUCCGCUGACUGAGAGCGAGCUCGACCUUGGGGGAACAUUCGGGUCUCUUCUUCCCGGGCUGGAGAGCUAUGCAAAUGCCGGCACCGACGAGGCCAUCAUAGGACUGCCAGGCCUCGAAAGCGGCACUGCUGAGGAGGCCAAUCCUCCAAAGGAUGCAUCCAAUGGCACAUCUAAUCCGGCAAACCCAUCCACCACGCAGACUCAGGAGGCGGGACGGACCGACAUACCUAUGGACGACGUGGCUUCGGCGUUUGACGAUGCAUUCAUCGGGGCAGCAGAUUUUGUGGGCGGAGGGGAUGACCUGCUGCUCCACGGUGCUGAUAUCGGGGAGUUGGACGACUCAUGGUUUGCGUGAAACGACCUCAGCCGGGUUUAAGCUACCCCAAUUUUUUUGCUUUUAGCGAUAAUCACUGUAUGACUUCGAUACCCCAUAUGAAUUUGAUGUAGAAGCGAAAAAUUGCCACUAUAGAUAUCUACAAAACA
Coccidioides immitis RS is the source of this 1675-nucleotide messenger RNA. RefSeq lists its product as uncharacterized. The transcript has 3 exons. The record is from RefSeq and is a predicted model, not a curated record. NCBI's taxonomy places the organism in Eukaryota, Fungi, Ascomycota, Eurotiomycetes, Onygenales, Onygenaceae. Bases 546 to 1547 code for a protein of 333 amino acids.